Ostrinia furnacalis (Asian corn borer) is the source of this 7614-nucleotide messenger RNA. Its product is annotated as ras GTPase-activating-like protein IQGAP1. Bases 202 to 5127 code for a protein of 1641 amino acids. Gene Ontology annotation, cellular component: cell cortex. Lineage: Eukaryota; Metazoa; Arthropoda; Insecta; Lepidoptera; Crambidae. Gene Ontology annotation, molecular function: calmodulin binding; actin filament binding; GTPase activator activity. Gene Ontology annotation, biological process: mitotic actomyosin contractile ring assembly actin filament organization; regulation of GTPase activity. The transcript is spliced from 14 exons. The record is from RefSeq and is a predicted model, not a curated record.
AAUCCAAAAUGACAUUUCUGAAUUCUGAAUAACCGACAAAUGUUUUGAAAAUGUGUAAAACCUGCGUGUAAAACAAAUGUGUUUGCAAUGAAUUAAAUAAUGUUUUAUUGGUUUACUGCGCAAAUAAAGUUCUGACGAAACAUUCAGUUGAAUUAAAUUAUGCUACUCGUGGAAUUCCCAAAAUCCUAGUAAGCAUACAAAAUGUUUCCUAUCAUGGAGGAAGGUGCAGAAGAUAAACACAUAGGAAAAAUAGACGACUGCGAUACAGAUAUUCGCAAGACUGGACAAGAAAUGGACAUUAUUAGACAAAGAACUAUUGCAUAUGAGUAUCUUUGUCGUCUUGAAGAAGCCAAGACAUGGAUUGAAGCGUGCAUUAAAGAAAAACUACCCCAUCCCACAGAGUUUGAGGAAAGUCUGCGAAAUGGAGUGUACUUGGCAAAACUUGGUCACUUCAUAUCUCCAGACUUAUUACCUUUGAACAAAAUAUAUGAUAUCGAUCAACGGCGUUACAAAGUCAUGGGACUUCAGUUUAAACACACUGAUAAUAUUAAUAAGUUUCUGCAAGUUUUAAAAAAGACUGAGCUACCUGUGACCUUUCAACCAGAAACAACAGACAUUUAUGACAAAAAGAAUAUGCCCAGAGUAAUUUAUUGCAUUCAUGCACUCAGUUCUCAUUUGUUUAAAAUUGGUAAAGCUCCACUUAUUCAUGAUGUUUUUGGCAAAGCAACAUUUACAGAUGAAGAACUAGAUUCAGUUUCUAAAGAUUUGCAAAGGUGUGAACAUCCAUUGCCUAUGUUUCAAAAGAUUGGAGGGAUUUUAUCAAAAAAUAAUUCAGAUGACUCUAGUGCCUUACAUGAUGCUGUUCUUGAACUGAAUAAAUUGGUUGACUCAGAAAAGCCUAUAACUUCGGCUAUUCUAAAUCCUCAAUUAAAACUUAGUUAUGUACAAAACAGACUCAUAAAUGAGUACAAAAAAGUUUUGAGAGCAGCAAAGCUAGAGAAAGUAAAAGCUGCACAUAAUCGUUCUUUAAACGACAGUUACAUUCCUGACGAAUAUGACGAAUUACUCACUCAAGUUGAAAUUCAGGGCCAUAUUACAUCUGUUAAUUAUAAAUUCUUAUGGAAAUCAUUAUGUACUGCAACACAAAACAAUGACUUUAACGCCAUACACAAAACUUUCAAUGAAGAUUGGGUUAAAAUAAAAGAAUACAACUCCAAAAACUUAGAUUUCUAUUGUGAUGUAGUGAGGGAAAUCAUAGAGUGCAACAAAGAUAUUGACGUCGAGAGUGUUACCAAUUGGCAUAAAAUAUUCCAAAACAUUAUAAGUGAGGGAAACCAGAAAUCAUUAGAACAUGUGGACCACAAAAACGCGAUAGCCUACGUGAAUAAAGCAUUGGAUGAAGGGGACCCAGAGAAGUUGUAUAAGGCUUUGAGAAACCCUCAUUUGGAGUUGAAUAUGAAGGUGGAUAGGUAUGCGAUACCUCUUUUGUUUGAGGAGAUGAGGUUGGAGAAGUGUGAAUUGGAGAAGAAUUUAAAUGAGAGUGAGAUAGCUGCUUCGGUGUCCUACCUGACAGCUAUAGCAGCUGUAUCACAGGCGGUAGAUAGGGGGGACGAGGCUGCAGUUUGGAACACCCUGAUGUCAAAGCAGGUGCACCUAGAAGGCUUGCGGCCUCACUGCAGACGGCGGUAUCUCUCGGCGCUGGUGACGGCCUUGCAAGUCAAGGUCAGGGAGCAAUGUGCGUGCCCUCUGCUUACCUUGGAAGAUAUCCGUGACACCAUUGACAUGGUUAACAUGAAAGACGACGAUAAUGAAGAAUUGGUUAAAAUAAUCGACGAUAUUAACAAAGCUGUGAUGGACGAAAACAGCAAUAUGUUAAUGAAUUUACUGAAAAAUCCAACCUUGAAGUUGACUGCUCCACUACACAAGGAGGAGCACCAUCUGUAUCUACGCAUGUUAAAAAAGAAACUACUUCAUAAAGAAUCCGAAAACUUAUGGUUGGAUGAUAUUGUUAACACUAUCAAUGAUGUCAAUGCUGAAUCCUUGAAAGUAAAGGAACUCACAGAUGCUCUUGUUCACUUGAAUUUGGCAGUAAUUAAAAAUGACAUUAAUGAAUUUUGGGAUGCUCUUCUUUGCCCUUUGCUAUCUAGUCCAGGUGCCGUUGAAAGUAGUUGUAAGGACAUUUACUUUCAAAUGUUUUCAAAGGCUCUAAAAAAGAGGGGACAUUAUAUUUGCCCAUGGAUUGUAUGUCAUACAAAUGCUGGCAACACAGUAUACAUAGAUGUAGAGUCUUAUACAUACUGUUGGUCUACUCCCAAGGACUUCGUACCUUACGCCCGAUAUUUGACUAGAAAAGAUGUUCAUGUUAUCAUAGACAAGACCAAUAAAAAUCAUGUAAACAAAUACAAACAGAUUGUUCUAGAAAAGUCGAUUGUAAAGAUUCAAGCAUACUGUAGAGGGUAUAUUUACCGUAAGCAGUUAAGUGCGAGACUGCAGUUCCUUGAGGAAAAUGUCGAUUAUGUUAUAAAAAUCCAAGCAUGGUGGAGGAGAAUAAUUAUGCAAAGAAAAUAUGGCACACUUAUUAAAAUGAAAGCGAUCGAAGCUAAACUGAACCGAGAGCGAAAACAAAAUCCUUGGGUUUGGUAUAAAGUUCAGGAGCAUAAAAUAAUCAAAAUACAGGCGCUAUGGCGUGGAAAACGCGCUCGCGACGCAUUCACCUCCCUAUUUCAUUCUGCAAACCCACCCCUAAAAGCUGUAAAGAAGUUUAUUCCGAUGCUCGAUUUCUCUACCGAAGACUACGACAGAGAAAUAGAAUUGCAGUCCCUGAAGUCAGAAGUGGUGCAGUCAAUGAGAAAGAAUCAAGAGUUGUCAAAACAAAUAGACGACAUGGACUUGAAAAUAGGUCUUUUGGUACAAAACCGCAUAGCUUUACAAGAAGUAGCCGCGCAUGGCUUGAAAUUGAACAAUUUAGUCAAACACAAUUCAAUGACGAAGCUUGUAUUCCAAAAUCGAGACGGGAAAGGCUCUCUAAUGACAGUUUCUACAGCUGUUAAAGGAUUAAAAUCUUUGACUAAAGAAAGCAAAAGACUUUUAGAUGGAUACCAACAUCUCUUUUACGAGUUACAAACCAAUCCCACUUAUUUGUCUAAACUUCUUUUUUGUAUACCCCAAAAUAAGACUAACAAUUUUGUUCAAAAUGUAGUGUUGAGUCUUUAUAACUUCGGUGCGUAUGCUAGAGAUGAAUAUUUGUUAUUGAAGUUGUUCAGAUUCACAUUAGAAGAAGAGAUCAGUUGUAAAGUAGUAAUGCCUUUUGAUAUUAUUGCGUCAACGCCGUUAGUAUUGAAAAUGGCCGUGAAUUUGUCGCGGCAGUUGUCUGGGUUGAAUAGUCUCAAAACUAUAUUGGGACCACUGAUUGAGAAAGUUAUAAAUGACAAGGACUUGAAUAUUGAGACUGGACCUGUAGAGAUUUACAAGGCUUGGAGAAACGAGACUGAGAUGAAAACGGGACAAAUAUCAUCCUUACCAUACACUGUCACACAAGAAGAAGCCCUAAAGUAUCCUGAAGUUCGAACCAGGCUGGAGGCAGCCUUGAGUCAACUUAAGACGAUAGUCACAAUAUUUUUGGAAAGGAUCACGAAGUCAACGGAACUCUUACCGUUUUGCAUCACGUACAUGGCUCGUGUGUUACACAGGGCACUUUCAUCAAAGUUUCCUCACACUCCGGAGAAGGAUGUUUUAAAGGUUAUUGGCAACUUGGUAUAUUACCAGUUCCUCAACGCCGCGAUAGUAGCUCCAGAUGCAUUCCAUAUUGUCAAUUUGCCUAAUGGAGCUGGACUUACGACGGAUCAACGGAAAAACCUAGCGUCCGUCGCCAAAAUUUUACAUUUUUCUUCAGCGAAAAAAGGCUUUGGAGAAGAGUCUCGUCACCUCCAGUGCUUGAAUCCGUUCAUAGUGGAAUGCCACGAAAAGAUGAAGGAUUUGUUCAGACGUUGCUGUCGUGGGCCUACUCUUGAAGAGUACUUUGCUGUUGACGAGUAUACGGAGGCCACGCUGCUACACCAUCCUCAUAUUUAUAUCACAGUUCAGGAAAUUGUCGAUACACACGCAUUACUAGUGGAAUACCAAGAUAUCAUAGCGCCAGACUCUCGGGACCGCCUAAACGAGCUACUAGAUGACUUGGGUGACGUGCCCUCAGUCGCGGAACUCGCAUCUCGGGACGUCGAUUCGAUAGGAGAGACUACAGAAGAGAACGCAAGACUAGAUGUGUGUCUUGCGCUCGUGAACAAAUUCCAGGCUCCAGCUGAUGACUUGACGGACUUGAACAAGCUGUUCAUAAAGACUAAAGAACUGUGUGUGGCCAUUAUUCCCUUCUUGAAUGGUGAGCAUCUUCUAGAAGCACUCUGUAUUGGAACGACAAAAGAACAGCAAGAGCAAUACGCUAAAAAGAUACAGCGGCGCAUAUAUUCAGGGCAGGCCAAGCCAGACGACGUUAUGACGUUGCGCGAACACAUAGCCAAACUCCGUCGUAACCUGCAAAUGCUGGAAGACGAAGGCUACGUCACUCGCGAAGAUGGAUACCAAGCCCUGGUGACGUCAAUCGCUCUAGACUUGUGUAAUAAAGGCAAAUACAGGCAGGCGCAAAGAAGAGCCUUGGCAACGCUCACCAGAACCAAGCAGAGUUUACAGGAAAAAACUAAGUAUUAUGAGGAGAAGUGCAAGUCUUACGACCAGUACAUCAAGUCUUGCUUGGCCAACCUUCAUACUGGAAAAAGAAGUGUUCACGCCUGCUUGAGAAGAUCAGGUAAGGAUGCACAAAAGUUGAAAUCGAAACUAACUGCUAGGUAUUCCGGUGCUAAGUUAUUGGAAAGAGGUGUCCUGCUAGAAAUAGAUGGUCUCUCUCCUCAACAAUUUAAAAAUGUGCAAUUUGAUAUCACACCGACUGAUCACAAUGGCGUUUUUACUAUUAAAGCUAAGUUUAUGGGAGUUGAAAUGGAAUCUAUCGAAAUAGAUAUCCAGGAUUUGCUGCAGAAGCAGUAUGAAGGAUGCGCUAUAAUGGACAUGUUUGGCAAAGCUAAAAUUAACGUUAACUUGCUUAUAUUUUUACUGAACAGUAAAUUUUACGGUAAAUAAGCAUUUUUUAAUCAUGUUUAUUCAUAUUUUUUAAUUCUUUUUUUUUAUUGCACCUCGAUAAAGAGUACCUUAAAUGAUAUUGUGAUAAUUAUUUUAAAUUGGCUGUUACAUUUUACCUUUUUACGUCGCCUAUCUAUUAUGUUUUAAUUUUAAUUAAGUUUUACUUUAUUACUUAGUCUUCAUAUUGGAAGUUAAAAUACUAGUGUACACGCGGGUACAUGGAAAAUUAAAUAAUAAUAAAGUGAAAGCUAGCUUCGGUUUUGUAGAGCACCGCUUUUGUCAUUCACGCUUAGUUUUCGGCACCAAACUAUUCGGAAAAUCGAACCGCUGGUACAAGUUCUUGCAACUCACGAAGACGAGUGUGCUUUACUUGUGUGUAUACCUACGUGUACAUGCACAUAACGAUAGUGUAAUGUCUGUCAAAACUUUUGAAAAACGAACAGUGAGCUUAGUGUGAGCCGUGGUGUGAGUUUACAUCAAAAGUCGUCACUAUUGAGCGCGUCAAAAAUGACAUUAAAUACAUGAUGGCUUGUAGCGGAAUCUUUCAAGAACUAAAAUUUUCUUAUUUUUAACACGCUCUAGUGAGGACGUUUGAAGUAAACUCACACUAAACCCUCAGUAGCGGAGCCACCCAACAUAUAAAGCUCACUCGCCUUCAUGAAUUGUAACAACUAUAGUGCAUGCAACAUAAAAUUAUCAAUAUUCGCACCAAUUUUGAAACAUUUAUAAAAAUUAAGGCCCUAAAAUGAAAUUAUUUUGAUGUUAAAACUUUGAUUGAUGAGAGUACAAAUAAUUAUUGCGUCUUUUUCGUUUUGUCACUUGCGGUUGAAAAGAAACGUAACGUAGUAGAUUCAUUAUUUUCGAUAUCGUCUUGGACUAGUGGUAAACCCUUUUUUAAGUUAACGUUUCUUUAACUUUAGAGUAAAUUAACAAAUAAUAAUCUAAUGAAGUCCUUUAACAAUCUAGUAAUAAUAUCUUUUUUAAUCUGAAAUACUCGUUAAGCGGUAAUGAAUUUACAAAAUGUAAUUUAAGUUGUAUUUAUUUUAAGUAUUUUAAACAAUAUUUUGUAAGUGUAUCAAUGCAUUUGAAGUUUACUACAUCAUCAUACAAUGAGUGACAUGAAUUAUCUCUGUUACCGAUCCAUCACAUACAACUGUACCUAUAUUAAAAUUCUAUACCAAAAAUUCUAAAUUGUGUAGUAUUAUCUAAGUACCAAAAACUUAUUUAUUAUUAUUUUAUUGCAAUAAUGCCCAUUGUGUAUAGUUUGUAAGAUUUAUAAUUUUUAAUUAUUAUGAUAUCGACUCUUGAAUGAAUUUAAUAAUUUGUUUGUUUAUUAAUAUCCUAAAUGUAAACAAAAGUUGUUUAAUGUUAACUGUGCGAUAUUUUUAAUAGUUCUAUGACAUGAUAUCAAAAACGGUUUUUUGAAAUAACGUUAUUUAUAACUGAAGUCUAAAUUGAGUCAUAAGCUCGGAUACUAAAAAUAAAUUAUCCUAAAAGCACAAAAGACUAAAAAAGAACUUCCUCAGGAUAGGAGUCGUAAGUCGUCGUAUUAUAAUUUAACUGAAAAUUAAAUAUGAACAAAUAUAAAGGUUCAAUGUUAGGUUUUAAUGAAUUUUUAAGAUUAUUUUGAUAAAAUCUCAUGAAAUACGCCCUUUCACAAUAUAACUGUGAGUAUUGUUUUGUCUAAGUAAAUACUAACAAACUAACAAUAGAUUUAAAGUAUGAAAUAAGGUGAACUUAAUUUCUAAGAUUUUGAUAAUGUUUAUGUAGUUACAAAAAAUAAAGGAGGCUACAUCUGACAAACAAACUUUUCUAAUUUUUAUUUUUUCAAAUUAGUCCUACCUACCUUCUUUUAAAUAAAUGACAAAAUACUAAAGCGGUUUUAGGAAGUAGAAAGAACCUCGCGCGGUUUAUGGUCAAAAAUCUUGGGAAGCUGUUUUGAUGUAAGAAAAAAAAACAACCUAUUCCUAUUGGUUCUAUUCUCGAGUUCUAACACGAUGGGACGAUUUUCGCUGUUUCGAAAUUAUCUUCUAUUUCAGGAGCAUCGCUCCCUGAAAGUUAAAAUUACAUAUUCUCUACUAUUUCAUGGUUUUGAACGAUUCAUUAAGUUUGAGCACCAUUUAUUUUAAUUAAUGGAACAGGUUGGGUAAAAUUAAAGAUGUUGUUUGUAAAUUAAUCUCAAGACUAUAUUUGACAAUAAAUAUUUUUGACAAGAUCGAGCACUUUGUACACUUUAUACAGUAGUUACACCUUACAUUUAAAACUGAACAUUUCUUUGAGUGAAAUUGUUUUAAUUAUAAAUUAUCACAAAAGGACCUAGUUAGUCUAGUUACAUUAUAAUUCAGCUGUCAAUAAAUUAACACAUAGAAAGUAAAGAGGUAGAUAAUAACAUACUAGAGAUUCAUUCACUACUCACUAUUAAUAAUAACGAAUACUGGUAUUGGUAAUGCAACAUAGAAAUGAGAGGAAUUUGGAGAAACGGGCAUU